AUGAGCAAUUUCUCUCCACUCGAGAUUCCUCCCCUUUCUGAUUUCCCGUCGAAGCCGGAGGAACUCGAACACCCACCCCCACCUUUACCUCUUUACGAUUUUACCCGUCUUCCUAAUCCACCUAACGACUGGUCACAUUUCAAUGUCAAGUUUGAAACUGUUGCACAGGGACAUAGUCGUUCCUUGAAGCUCCCGCAGGUGCAAGUGUUGAUGAAACAUUACUUCUGGGGAAUCCACUAUGAAGAAACGACUAGGACCCCCAUGACGACGAGAAAGAAGCAAAGUCUCAAGGUUCAACAGAUGUUUCUGUUCAAGCUCAUAUACUACAUGCAAGAACGCCAUCGUCCGAAAACUUGGCAAGAAAUGCUCAACGUUAACCGAGAUACUGGGCCACGGCUCUUGAGAUAUGAUCUCGAUCCGCGGCCAAAGCCACUCAGUAGGUGGUACAUGGCUGCUCCGGAUGUGACCACACCUAUCUUGAAUGCGUACAUACGCCCUCUGGACGCGCCACCAGACAUGCCCGACUACCUUAUUCAACAAUAUAUGUACUCAGUUGAUAGCUUGUUCACACCACCUCCAACCCCUCCAGCUCCGGCGCCAACACUCGCUGCGCAAGAAGAGGAAAUCCUCCGUAUGCAACUGUUGCAACACAUGAACCCAGGAGUCCAAUUUACACCAGCCUAUUCAAUGACCGAUCCGCCAGGUACGAGAAUACCGGGCCCUGAGCCAGGCCAAAAACGGGGCUCGGAUGAAGACAGGGAAACCCGUAGAAAGCGCUCGAGACAAAUUUCACCCGGUGCUCCUGCUUACCGAGGUUACCCUCGUUCCCCCACUCCACCAUUUCAAGAGCCCGUCUUUGCUGUUGAUGAAAUCACCACUUUUACCUGGACGCCUGCUCUGGCACCUUCCCAUACAGUGGCCCCCAUUGGAAAGCACCAAUUGAGCCCUGUUAUCCCGAAACGUUUAGGCCUGAUUGACACGCGAGCGCUUACGGACGCCAUAGAGCGAGCUGUGAUGCAGAUUGUAUAUGCUGAUUUGGACCGUGAUCCCUCCAUUCCAUCCACUGAGAAACCCAUUCUCCGCGGGACAGCCCAGUCUUAUCAGGAUAUGCUCAAGCUGAAACUUGGAUCCUUCCCCACCACGGCGAAUGUAAAGUUGUCGCCAUUGACCUUUGAUUGGGAUCCAAACGGCACAUUAUUUCCGGUCCGGGGCCGCGGCCCUAUAUGGGAUGCAAUGUCUUGUGCAACAGAUGCUGUUAUUGUAGCGGGAAUGCUACUCGAUGCUGGUUGUACCAAGAUAGAUCGCGCAAAUAAUCGAGCAGCUGAGUUCAAGGAUAUCGAAAAAGCAUUCAUUGAAGUGACAAUGGCGAGCUGGGAGACCUUCGACGAUAAGACUUCCAUAUUUGUGCGUGACGAGUGGCUCCGUAUGUUUAUCGAUGGCUCACCCGGCCUGAGAAUGGGACAACCGAUUCCUCCUUGGGCGGUAUGGUCAGUGGCUACGAGAAGCUUCGCUCAAUUUCGUUAUUUCCACGUUGAGCGAGUGACCCCUUGCAAAUGCCAGUUCACGAUUCCGUUCUACAACUCCCAUCAAGGGUCCUGCAUUUUACCUGGGUACCAACCGGGCGACGAAAAUGGAGUAGAACUGCAAGUGUUGAUCGAGCGAUGUUUCUACCCACAAAAGUCUUUCAGGUGUGAUAAGUGUGGUGACCCGGCGGGAGUCACUGGAGAACGAAAGAUCGGUCAACUCCCGCUGCGUCUGGUCGUAACCUCUGAUAUCAAGACGCGAAUCCGAAGCCACACGGAGAAUCUCAGGUUCAAUUACAUAGACUAUGAAGACAAGCAACAGGUCGCACACUAUCGUUGGCUUGGCGGCAUCUAUAAUAACGAAUCCCAUGCUCGCCUUUUUUGGACAGAUACGCAACGAGGUGAGAAAGAUGAUGGAAAUAUUAUGAUGUACGACAGCCAAGUGAAUUCCGGAGUCCUUGUCGGUGGGAUCCCAGCAUUUCAACGUGAAGAAAGAGUACCCACUGAAUGGGUCAACCACCAUGCCAUUCCGCUCCUUUUCUACGAGCGAAUCAUGAAUCCCACCUCAGACCUCUUGUCAAAGGCCAACAACGCGAUGUUUCAGAUAAAUACUUGCGUGAACGAGAACAAAAACCUUCUCGAAGCACACGUCCCUUGGAAGCGAUCAAAUCCUCCGUUGCAGCAGGAGUCAUGGCCCCGUAUACUUUCAUACAAUGGUGAACGCUUCAGCAGUUUCAACCCCGGCUGGGCAACAGCGAGACCAUCCCCCAACCCAGCCGCCCCACAGACUAUUACACCCUCUCUAACACCCCCUCCCAUGGACCCGGCACUUCUUGAUCCGAUGGUCAUUGACCCAUCGCUCAUUGACUUAUCGAUUUACUCCACCACCACACCUCCGGAGUUCGACUUGUCCUCAUUCUUUGACGUGGCAAUGCCUGAUGACCCGCCGGCCACUGAUCAAGACCUAACUGAGGAUCUCACCAAGGACCAUAUGUUCAACUCGAUGAUGCAGAGCCCGCGCUGGCUCGCUCAAAAUCCUUAUGUGUGGCCUUCGGGUCUACCCGGUGACGAAGGAGCUUUGGACUUCCCCGAACUGCCUAUGACGCCCUAUCUAGGCAAUCGCAAGAGCACUGGGUGGUCAGAUAUUCCCAUGCCAGAUGCGCAUGAGAGUAUCUCUGAGCUUCGAAACCGAGUCUUCCGCAGUACGCACGGUAAUGGACUCCAGAGGUCCGCGGUGGCAAGUUACGCUAUUUCGAAGCAGGUCCUGAGUGCAAGUGAGAAGGAGGCCCUGCAUGAAGAGAGGAUGCGUCUAUUCAGGGCGAAGCAGAGAUUUAGUGAUGUAGAAGACAGAGAGGAAGAGGAGGAACUUGACCAAGAGAAGAUCGACCGAGAGAAGAUAGAGAGACAGGAGAGACAGGAGUAUCGCAAAAGGAGAGGGGAACGGGAAAAACAAGAGGAGCUUGAUAAGAAGAAGAGAGAGGAGCGAGAAAAACAGAAAGAGCUCGAAAAGAAGAGAGAACAAGAACAAGAAAGCGAAGAAAUGGAGAAAGACUCGAAAUGGACGAAAGAGGAAUACUAUAAACAGCAAAGACGAAAGGAAGAACAGAAGAAACAGGAAGAGAAGCCCAAGAUAUCAAGAAGACCGGGGUUGAGGAAUUCGAGGAAGAAAAACACCGAUCCAACAUGGAAGCCUGGUGAUAGUGAUGGAGAUGAAGCAGACUUGUCUUGA
Messenger RNA from Penicillium egyptiacum, 3252 nucleotides. The record is from the annotation of a GenBank genome assembly. NCBI's taxonomy places the organism in Eukaryota, Fungi, Ascomycota, Eurotiomycetes, Eurotiales, Aspergillaceae.